This is a messenger RNA of Patiria miniata (bat star), 1224 nucleotides long. RefSeq lists its product as uncharacterized. NCBI's taxonomy places the organism in Eukaryota, Metazoa, Echinodermata, Asteroidea, Valvatida, Asterinidae. Bases 1 to 1224 code for a protein of 407 amino acids. The record is from RefSeq and is a predicted model, not a curated record. The transcript is spliced from 7 exons.
AUGGUUGCAUUGUUCGUUUUUGAAACAUGUGCCUCCUUACAUUACUUAGAAGACGAACAUCCAAUUGGUGCAAGUAGAUUUACGAGAACAGCUCGAAAUGUCAAAUUACCGACUUACCUCUCCCCGAAUGAGGUCAUUCUUCACAGAGGUCAGACUCAGCACAUCCGAUGCCCCAGUUACAUCAAGGGUGAACGAGUGAGCCUAGUGUUCUGGUUCAAAGGAGAACAACUCCUAGCCCGCUAUACCCAUCCCAAAGUUGGCAGUAGUUACGCAUCGAGCGAUCGUUAUCGGAUGUCCCACUCGCAUGAUUUGAUCAUAAGUCAUGUCGACAUGAGGGACCAGGGGGAUUAUGUUUGCAGUGUUGUCCCCACGGCUACUGCGUUACAGAGGAGGCAGUCGAUUUCCGUCACUGUCAUGACUGAUGUCCCGAGCUUUAAAGAGGCCAUGGACCUUACAGAAGGCGAGGUCUACGUACACCGGAACCAGACUCAUCACAUUCAAUGUCCAAGCUACAGGGAAGGGGAGUCCGUGAGUUUAGUCUUCUGGUUCAAAGGAGGACAACUUAUAGCCCGCUUCGCCAACCCAGCAGUUGGCACUAACUUUAUUUCGAGUCGUCGUUACUGGAUGUCCAGUUCGCACGGGUUGGUCAUAUACCAAGUUCAAUCAGCUGAUGAAGGAGACUACGUGUGCGGUGUGGUGCCGAGUGCGACAGGGUUGCAAAGGAAAGGGUCAGUGCGAGUUACUGUGUUAGUUGGAUCAACAAUGGAGAGUGCGACCAGUGGGAACGUUGACUACAGUGACGAAAUAACUCAUCAGGAAAUAACUCAUACCGUCCAAGGCAAUACACCUUUAGCUUACGAUUCCAUAGCUCUCUCGGCAGAAAAGCUUCCAGACGUCUCAGCUGUGCAGUCUGCCGUUCCUGCAGUAGUAUGUACGCUAGCUGUCAUAGUCCUCAUAGGCAUAUGCAUUGUCGUCUUGGUGAAGAUGAGACAAAGCAACAUGAAUGAAGCUGAGGACAGUGAACAGAAACAUCAAGAUGCAUCUAAGGGUUCCACACACGACUCCAAAGCCGAUCGGAGUACCACACCCAAAGAACGGGCCACGAGGGUGGCUCACCGGACAGACACUGAAUAUGCUGCUGUCGUCGACAUGCCUCAAGAUAGACCUCAAGGUUCCACAGAAAAUUAUUCAGCUGACAGAAGUGAAACUUGUACAGCCGUUUAG